This is a messenger RNA of Pseudogymnoascus destructans, 528 nucleotides long. RefSeq lists its product as uncharacterized. NCBI's taxonomy places the organism in Eukaryota, Fungi, Ascomycota, Leotiomycetes, Thelebolales, Thelebolaceae. The coding region runs from base 1 to 339 and encodes 112 amino acids. The record is from RefSeq and is a predicted model, not a curated record. The transcript has a single exon.
AUGAGUGGAGGAGGUGAUGGGGUAUACCAAAGGGAGACGAGAAUGAAUAAAGGAGUGAUGUUGGAUUUGCGAGAGGGGGAAGGAGAGAAGGAGACCUACCGCUGGCUUGGUAGCUGUGUUGGGGAUUGUACAUACCGUAUCGAAGUGAACGAUCGAUCGAGAGGAAGACAUGGGAGGGACGAACUUCACUCCGUCUUUUACGCAGGUGAACUGGCGUUCUGGCGAAUUCCAAAUGCAAGCAUGCGUCUGUCUGCAUAUCCUUUCUCGUCGCUUCUGCAGUCCUGUUCACUUACCUGUCCAUCCAUCCAUCCAUGCGUGCAGCCACAAUUCGCAUCUUGACUCUCUGCAUAGCCUUCCAAGACAUAUAGUACAGCAGUAGCCCAUCACAGUAUGCACCGCAAAAAAAGAACACAGAAAACUUCCACGCACCACCCACAAACGUGCAGAACACAACCUACACUUUCCCCCGAAAUCCAGGAACCGAGGCCCGUGCUUUUCGCCCGAGCAUACCCGAUACUUUUUCUAUGG